CUCUCCCAUAUCUUUUUUUCUCUUAUCAUAACACAAUGUCUCAAUCAUUGCGUCUUUCUUUUUUUUCUAAAACAAAGGAGACUUCAAGAAAAUUAAAAUAAGCAGGUGAGCUGUGACAAGAAAAUUAAAAUAAGCAGGCGUUUCUAAGAUUCUCUACACCUCUCAAAGUCAUGGCCUCGUCUGCGGAUCUUAGCAAGAAGCAGUUUAAGAAGUCUAUGACCAAGAAAUCACACUCAUGGUGGUGGGACAGUCACAAUUGUCCCAAGAACUCGAAGUGGCUUGCAGAAAAUCUAGAGAAGAUGGAUGACCGUGUGAAACACAUGUUAAAGUUGAUUGAAGAAGACGCAGACUCUUUUGCCAAGAAAGCUCAGAUGUAUUACCAGAAGCGUCCCGAGUUAAUCCACCUUGUGGAGGAGUUUUACCGCAUGUACCGCGCUUUGGCUGAGCGUUAUGAUCAAGCUAGUGGUGAACUUCAGAAAAUGCAUCUCUCUGGGACACAGUCACAGGGCUCUCUUGAGAAAUCAUCUCCUACUUCCCAAGAGAAAUCGAGUCACCCUCAUAAGGAAGAUGAAGAAGACUCAUCAUCUCUGUCUGAUUCUGAUUCUGAUUCUGAGUCUAAAUCGGUUCCUGAUGAUGAAGAUGGCGACGAGGCAUUGAUCCGUAGGAUGGCUGAUCUAGAACUUGAGCUUCAAGAAACUAAAGAGAAACUCCAGCUACAACAGGAACGUCUUAAUGGUGCCAACAACACUGAUCUCCUUCAGAAAAUUACUGUAUAUGAAGGAGAGCUUAAAGAAGCUAAUAUAAAGAUUCGAAUGCAAGAAGAAGAGAUCGCUAAUCUGAAGAUUGAGCUUAAUCGUUGCAUUUCCUCUGAAGCAGAAACUCAACUUGGUGUUGAGAAAGAGAGUCUUCAUUUGGUUAAAGAGGAAACUAAAGAUGCAGGGGCCACUCUUUUCUGCUCAACCACGUCUGGUGGUAUUGUGUCUCUUUCUAUUAUUAUCAUUUUGUAUUGUUUUAAAAAAUACAUAUGAGAUAGGCGAUCACUUCUUUUUUUGAAGUCAAUACGGUGGGUUGAUGCCAAAUUGACUCCAUUGACAUUGAAAUUCAUCAUGGAUGGGUAUGCGCCAAAUGCUUGAGCCUGAACUGUGCUACGCGUUUAUUUUAACGUCCACUGCUACUUCAUUUUAACAGAAUAAAGAGCUAUUAGCUAUUUUCCAACGAGAACUAUAAUAUAGCAUCAGAUGUCUCUUGAAGUAUGACUUCAUUCUAUUUAUUUUCGAAAAUAAAAUUUCGAUCUUAUUUCCCA
Raphanus sativus (radish) is the source of this 1303-nucleotide messenger RNA. Its product is annotated as protein NETWORKED 4B. Gene Ontology annotation, cellular component: vacuolar membrane. NCBI's taxonomy places the organism in Eukaryota, Viridiplantae, Streptophyta, Magnoliopsida, Brassicales, Brassicaceae. Bases 171 to 1028 code for a protein of 285 amino acids. The record is from RefSeq and is a predicted model, not a curated record. Gene Ontology annotation, molecular function: actin binding. The transcript has 4 exons.